Sitophilus oryzae (rice weevil) is the source of this 1404-nucleotide messenger RNA. Its product is annotated as tryptase gamma-like. Gene Ontology annotation, biological process: proteolysis. Gene Ontology annotation, molecular function: serine-type endopeptidase activity. NCBI's taxonomy places the organism in Eukaryota, Metazoa, Arthropoda, Insecta, Coleoptera, Curculionidae. Bases 211 to 1356 code for a protein of 381 amino acids. The record is from RefSeq and is a predicted model, not a curated record. The transcript is spliced from 6 exons.
AGUAACAAUUUCAAUAAAAUCCCAUAUAAAUGAAUAAUAACUAUAACUGUAAUUAUCACAUUUAAACGAACUCUGUGUAAAUGGUCCCAUCAGUGAACUUAAUUGACUGUAUCAUCACAAAGAAUAAAUAUAUAAUGAGGGAUUUGAGUAUAUAACACUAUAUUUUAUACGCGCUAUAUACUAAAACAUCGAUUUUUAUCUAUUUUCGCCAUGAAUUCAACAAUCUUUUCAGUCAUAUUAUUAUUAGUUUUGAAUGCAUUAGAACUGGUUGUUGGUCAGGUCCAAACUAGACCAUAUAGUUGCGUACUGCCCUCUGCAUGUCGAGACAGCGGAAACAUUAUUGAUCCUAGAAUUCUGAGUCCAAAUGGUGGUAUUUUUCCAUCGGCAGGUGUGUCCAGUGGUGUUGGUAGUACUGGACCAGGAACUGGACCACCAGGAAAUUUUCCUGGUAGUGGAAACCCUGUGGUGAGUAUUGUGACUCCAGGUCAGCAGCAAACUGACUGCCCUGCGGGGUAUGUGAGAUGUACCAACGUAAUUUGUGGCACUCCAACCGUACAGCCUAGUCCACAGGACGGAUUUGCCACGCCCAAUGCUUUUCCUUGGCAAGCAUUUUUACGUAACAACAACAAUCUCAAUUUUCGGAAUGGGUAUGCUGGUGGAGGCGUUUUGAUCGAUCAGUACCAUGUCCUGACUGCAGCCCACAAAAUAACAAAUUUGACGAGUAUAAGUGUGAGUCUUGGAGUAUACAACACGUCAUUUGUGAACACCCAAACAUCACAAGUGCAACAGGCUUGGAUUCACAGUAACUACAACCAGACUUACUUGAAAAAUGACGUGGCCAUAUUGAGACUGGCCACUCCGGUCAAUUUGGGAGGAAAUGUUCUGCCCAUAUGUCUACCCCAAGCUGGGAGAAGUUUUAUAGGCUCCCCAAGUUCCUCUUGUAUAGUGUCUGGUUGGGGUCAGACAAGUUUUCAAACAAAUGAUGCUCCAACCCAAACUCUGAAACAAGUCCAUGUGCCUAUUGUUACCAAUCAGCAAUGCACGACGUCCUACAACAACGUUUUAGGAUCAGUCAAUACGGCAGCUUAUUUGGACUUUCCCAAUGAGAUCUGUGCUGGGGGACAAGCCCAACAGGAUGCUUGCACGCAAGAUGGUGGUUCGCCUUUAGUUUGUGCUGACAGUGGUACUCAGUACACCCUAGCUGGAUUGGUCCUUUGGGGUAAGAACUGCGGUCAAGCUGGUGUAUAUGGUGUUUACCUCAAUGUACCGCAGUACGCAAAUUGGAUUCAGUGUGUCGUUCAGUGUAUACAGAAUACACAAAAUUGUAACAGCUGUCCGGCAUACAGAUUCCUGUAGAAAAUUUGUGGAAGAAAUAUAUUUAUUUUAUUUAUUUUGUAUCGUUUA